Messenger RNA from Prunus persica (peach), 327 nucleotides. Its product is annotated as endochitinase PR4-like. NCBI's taxonomy places the organism in Eukaryota, Viridiplantae, Streptophyta, Magnoliopsida, Rosales, Rosaceae. The record is from RefSeq and is a predicted model, not a curated record. Bases 1 to 327 code for a protein of 108 amino acids. Gene Ontology annotation, molecular function: chitin binding; chitinase activity. The transcript has a single exon.
AUGGCUUUCCACAAUACAACAAAAUACCUUACAAUAAGCGUCAUUGCAAUAGUAUUUGUAGCUGGAGCACUGCUAAAAAAUGUGACAGCACAAAAUUGUGGCUGUGCCCCAGGACUAUGUUUUAGCCAAUAUGGCUAUUGCGGCACCGGCAAAGAUUACUGCAGCCAGGGUUGUCAACAAGGUCCUUGUACUGGCGGUGGCGGCACACCAACCACACCAAGCACCAAUGUUGGUUCGUCUGUGGCUGAUAUAGUAACUCCAGAAUUCUUCAAUGGGAUCAUAAGCCAGGCUUCUUCAGACUGUGCUGGGAAGAACUUCUACACUUGA